This is a messenger RNA of Rhagoletis pomonella (apple maggot), 681 nucleotides long. Its product is annotated as EF-hand calcium-binding domain-containing protein 1-like. The record is from RefSeq and is a predicted model, not a curated record. Gene Ontology annotation, biological process: calcium-mediated signaling. NCBI's taxonomy places the organism in Eukaryota, Metazoa, Arthropoda, Insecta, Diptera, Tephritidae. The transcript has a single exon. Gene Ontology annotation, molecular function: calcium ion binding; kinase binding. The coding region runs from base 1 to 681 and encodes 226 amino acids.
AUGACUAUGAAUAAAUUGGAUGCCACACUGGAUGAUGUGCAGAACACGCGGUUCGGAAAUAUCUAUCACGAUCUGAUCAAGCAAAUGGCCAAGACAACGCAAUUUACCGAGGGUGAAGUGAGCAGCAUUCUAAUGGUUUACCAUAAAUUCGUUUUGGCCAACGGUUCCAAGGCGAAGCAUAUGACCAAGAAGCAAUUUUUUCACCUAUUUUUGGUUUUAUUCAAAAUUUUCGAUUUGCAAAUAAUCGAACGGAUACUACUGCACAUCACACUGGAUAUGAAAAAGGAGGUAGAUGCCGUUGCCUGGGUGCGCCUAUUCUCCGUUUUCAUGACCAACAAGUUGGAUCAGAAAAUUAAGUUUACAUUUCAAAUAUACAAUACUCAUGACACUGGUUUUCUAAAUCGCGAGAUAGUACAACAUGCGGUCGAGAAAUUUUUCACUGGUGAUGAUGAGGAUGAAGUUAACGAGUUGCGUUCGGAUAUGGUUGACUUGUUGUUCAAGAAAUUUGAUGUGGAUAAAGAUGGUGUUAUAUCGUUUGAUGAUUAUGCGACGGUAGUGACAAAGCAGCCAAUGCUGUUGGAAUUUCUGGGGAAAUGCUUUCCAUCGUUAACUGGUACGCCAGUCAUUGCCCUCUGUGCCAAUAUUAUGUCCAAAGUAAAUUUCGAUAAGUCUUGUACAUAG